Bursaphelenchus okinawaensis is the source of this 1792-nucleotide messenger RNA. The record is from the annotation of a GenBank genome assembly. NCBI's taxonomy places the organism in Eukaryota, Metazoa, Nematoda, Chromadorea, Rhabditida, Aphelenchoididae.
AUGGCUCAACCUACAGACACUUUGCAAUGGCUACAACUUCUUCAACAGCAACCUCAGCUUCAAAUGCUAAACAAUGUGAAUCAAGUCACUAACCCAUCAUUGACAAACUUGGUCAAUCAAGACCCUCUUGGUGCUUUGAAUACGAUUACGACGACUGCCAGUCUAGAGAACUUGGCCUUCAAACAACCAAAUGUUGUGAAUGCGGACUAUGAUCAAGGCUUAGCCAGUAGGGUAGGUUAUAAUACGUGAUCUUGGCUUUACUCAACAAAAAAUCAUUUCUAUAAAUUUUAAACACACUUUCCCAUACGACUAUAGUAAAAAAGGCUUAAUCCCGGGUACGGAUUGCCUGUUCCAGUUAGACAAGCAAAAAAAUCGUCAUUCCGCAAAAACAACUUUCAAAUUGAUUCUGUGAAUCGAAAGUGCAUGAUAAUAUUGAAAUGUGUAGGAAAGUGCACGUAGGAUUGUACAUACGACAGCGUUCCUAAAGUGCAAAAACUUCUAUGUAAAAAUACGAAAGUGCAAAUGCCCUUUCGCGGGGUUGUCUGUGUUAGAAAAGGGGGCGGCGCUUGUAGUACGAGUAAAUAACUUUGGGGAAAAUAAUAUAAAACGUGGGACGGCCGAGCCGUGUGUUCAGUUUAUAUUCACAUUUACACUUGACUAUACUUUACAUCGACUGUUGCUUGAGUAUAUAUUCAUUAGCUCUGCUACUAAAACUAAUUCAAACUACCGAAACCAAAGUUAAAAAAACAAUGCUAUUCCAGGAACCAAGUCAAAUUGCGGCCACUAUUAUGGCGCUUCAAAGCCAACAAACCCCUCAAGCAAUGUUGCCAGUAACUCCUCCUCAAGUUACUUUGUAUCAUUUGUUACAACAACAACAGCAACAACAAGCUCAACAAGAGAUGCUUAAUCUAUUGCUUGCUAAUCAAAACACCAACCCUACGAUUACAGUCAACGAUAUCCAACAGUUCUUGCAGAUGCAAAUGCAACAGCUGAACAAUGCUGGACCUUCGCAGAUUCCAGCUACUAAUGGGUUGCAACAUAUUCCUCAGCCAGCGGUAAGUAUUUUAUUAGAAAAUAAACGUUUUUAAGCCUAUUGCCAAUUGAAAAUUUUUUAAGCCUAAUACAUACCACAAAGCUUAAAAAAGUUAUCAAAGAAUGAUGACUAAAACCUUGAAAUCAAGCUAGUCAGACUAAGCCUAACCAAACCUUAUUUUCAGGCCCAAGGAAAGCGCGCAUCAUCGACCGAACUCCCCACCAACUGUCGUAAGCGUAGUGGAGGAAAUGGUUCUGGGGAUGUUACUCCACCGAAGAAGCCCAUGAACAACGAGAACAGCCCAUCGCCACCACCUCAAAUGCGAGAACGUUCUCAUACUCUGCCAGUACGAAUUGUUGGCCAUGAGAAACCAAAACGCAAAAUCGAUCCUUUCGACCCAAUUCAGAACGCCAAGUACAUCACCAAUGAUCCCAACUCGCCCUAUCGGCAUCAUCCUAUCAAUGUAAUUUUGGUUUUAAAGUUUUUGGUUUUACUAUAGAAAUGCCUUUACAUAAGGUUUUUACUAAAGUUUUUACCAUCUUUGCUUACUUUUCUAAACCAUGUUUUUAACUAGAGCUAUCCUUAAUCACUACAUAGGCACUCAUUUACAUUAUCCAUACUAAUUUUACCCCCCUUUUUCAGCAAAAACGAAGCAAAAAUGCCGAGAUAAUCGCCGACAUUUGCCGCGACUUUGUGGAAAUGGUACUGAAACAAAGCCCAGACUUUAACGAAAACGGAUUGUGGUUUGCUAAAAACUAA